This is a messenger RNA of Uloborus diversus, 682 nucleotides long. RefSeq lists its product as uncharacterized. The record is from RefSeq and is a predicted model, not a curated record. The coding region runs from base 88 to 528 and encodes 146 amino acids. The transcript has 3 exons. Gene Ontology annotation, biological process: regulation of synaptic transmission, cholinergic; positive regulation of voltage-gated potassium channel activity; sleep. NCBI's taxonomy places the organism in Eukaryota, Metazoa, Arthropoda, Arachnida, Araneae, Uloboridae.
ACGGGCUGACAUGUGUUUGACAGUUUUCUCAAGCAGAGAGCUAGUUCUACACGUGAGUUUUGUUUACAUUUGUUGAUUUGGACAGAGAUGGUUCAGUCUUUAAACGGUUUACUGGUUUUAGCAUGCUUAGCCACGCUGAUAGUUAACACUGAACAAAGUCGCAUCAAGCGUUGCUUUGUCUGUAGAUCUAGAGGUGAGCUUGGAGACUGUAAAGAUCCUUUCCCCCACAAUGCCACAACUGCAGAAGAGCUACGAGCUGUAGAAGCUUCCCCUUGUGCUUCAGGAUGGUGUGCCAAAAUUAUUGAUGGAAAAGGAGAUGAAUACGCUAUUGCUACUGAAAGAAUGUGCCUUCAAAGACCACCUGGAGAUGAAGAACAGCGUUGUGCCCCAACCAUUUUCAAGGGCAGGAGGGUCAUGAUGUGCUUUUGCAAAGGAGAUCUAUGCAACUCUGCCAAUCUCAACAUUGCCAAACUAGGUGGACUUGUUUUUAGCAUACUUGUCUAUAUUCUAGGUCGACAUCGGUUAUGAACUUUACUUUCCUAAUUUACUAUAUUAAACUGUGUUAUGUGCAACUAUGUAUUGUAAAAGCAUCGAAAUAUCAUGCCGCCAUUAUGAGAUGAAAAGAAGCCUGCUCUCAAACAUGAAACUAUCAAAUUAUUUUAUUGGUGUUCAUUUUAAUAAA